CAUCGCCGUAAUUUUCGUUGGAUGGACCAUAUCUGAAUUCUGAACCUGUUACCGAUUUUAUCGACCGGCGGCGCCACGACUCGACACUAUAUUUCGCGCGUGAAACAUACGUUCUUCAACGAUUGGCCAGAAUCGCCCUCUCCGAACACGAACUCGUACUCGUCGACUGUUCCCCUUUUUCUUCUCAUCUGUUCACAAUUCUCCUCCUCGACGGACAAUUUUUACUCUCUCUCGCCGGUGAUAUCUCCCUCCUCGACUGUCACUCGUUAGGGUUUUAGCUGAUUAUUGGAAAGAUUGAGUGGAGUAAUCUUGAAUCGUUAUCGGCCCAUCGUAUGCACAUCGCAUCCGAGCAGAAGAUUGGUAGAGAAACCAAUGAAGCUCAAGAAACGAUCUGUCAGCGAGAAAGAUAUUUCCAAUCUAUUACAGAGGUACUCUCCGACGACGGUGCUGGCAUUGCUACAGGAAGUGGGGCAAGUUUCAGAAGCGAAGAUUGAUUGGAACGAGUUGGUUAAAAAUACUUCUACUGGGAUUUGUAAUGCUAGGGAAUAUCAGAUGCUAUGGCGGCAUUUAGCUUAUCGUCACGCUUUACUUGACAAUUUGGACGAUGAGAAAGCACCUUUGGAAGAUGACAGUGACUUAGAGUGUGAUUUAGAGCCAUUUCCAUCAGUCAGCUGCGAAGCUUUAUCGGAGGCUGCAGCGUGUGCGAAGGUAUUUAUCUCUUCUGGUUCUCCAAGUGACUUGAAUGUUCCAAGCAGUAGCACCAUAGAGGCUCCACUAACUAUAAAUCUACCUAGAAGUUACACGUCCGGGGUUCAGUUAGAAAGUGUAGACCCUGCUGGCUUUAUAAAAGGGGCAGCCAUCACGGUUCCUGUUUCUGUUCAGCGACAGCCAGUCCUUACCCCCUCAUCUGCUGAAGGAUUGAAUGGAAAUGGAUCAUCAUAUGGCAACAAUGCUUCUCGAAGGAAAAGAAAACCCUGGUCUGAGGCGGAGGACCUUGAGUUGAUUGCUGCAGUUAAGAAAUGUGGUGAAGGGAAUUGGGCAAACAUCUUACGGGGAGACUUCUUAAGCGAUAGAACUGCUUCACAGCUAUCUCAGAGAUGGGCAAUUAUUAAAAAGAGACAUGGAAAUUUGAAUGUGGGACCCAACACAGCCGGUACACAGCUAUCAGAGGUACAGCUGGCAGCUCGUCAUGCAAUGUCCUUAGCUCUUGAUAAGCAUGUUGGUAGCUUGAAAGCAGCUCGUAUAAGUGGCUCAGCGGGUACCAAUACGCUUGGUAAUGGUAGCUCCCUUGCUGCCGUUGCCACUUCGGAACAACUGCAAGAGAAAUUACAUCAAAGCUCUACUCCGACAAAACCAUCUUCAAUUGGACCAUCAAGUCUAACAGCUAAAGCUCAAGUUACUGCAACCAAGAAGAUGAUUACAAAGUCUUCUUUCGAUUCCGACUCUAUUGUUAGAGCUGCAGCUGUUGCUGCUGGGGCUCGCAUUGCUUCUCCAGCAGAUGCUGCAUCUCUCCUCAAGGCUGCUCAGUCAAAGAAUGCCAUCCAUAUAAUGGCCAAAGUCCCCGCUUCAAGCAAAACACCCACUCCUGGCAGGGGGCCAAACCAUUUAGAACCUCAUCCUAGUAUUAAGACACCCAUCCUCUCUAACAACCCUACGGUCAUGCCAGGUGUGUCUCGUGGUGGCCCCAUAAAGACCAUCUCUCCAACAACUGCGAUGGUAUCGAGCGUACCAACAGACCAGAAUAUUGCUGUUGCCUCUGCUACAGCUGCUGGUCCAUUGUCAGAAAAGGAGAUCAAGACAGUGGAAGAAAUUAGAGGUCGAGGUUUGGGUGAUGUACAAGCUACAUCCCAAAAAGAUGAAGAUUGCCUUUCCAGACGAUCAAUAUCUGAAAGAGUUAAAGAAGAAAAGCCAGCAGACGUAGGACCACCUUUGAAAAAACAAGCUACUGAGACUAGUAAUCGUAGUAGUUCACUAAACAUUCCGAGAGCUGAUGGUGAUAUUAAAGUUGAAACUGGAAGCCAGGUAGAAGAGAGACAAAACAGUAAUACCAAUACGGUUCCUGGUUCAUCAGAUGAGCAAGUAAGCAUGAAUCAAUCACAGGUUGAGAGAUCUAAACCUCAGGAUAUGGAUGUGGACGGUAACGGAAAGGAUAGGCCUGCCAUGAAAACAGAUGGAUGUAGCAAAAAUUUGGGGCACAAGGAAGCUGCAAAUGAGAUUUUGGAGGGAAAUUCUACGGUGAAGAGCUAAAUUUAUUCUGCCCCAGAUGGAGGGAACAAUUUUAUUAGGAUAUUGUGCAGGUGUUCUUGGUGAUUUUCCUGUUAAAUUUACUGACAGUUAGAGUGAAAACAACAACCAUUUUGACGUUGAAAGUUAUGGCGUCUCGAUUCGCUAGAAGUGGCUGCUAUUCAUGUGACAUUUUCCUCGUCUAAAUCAGGGAGAAACUGCAGCCAUUUGAACCGGAAAGAAAGACAGCAGCAUAUAAUCAGAAAUGUCUUCUGUACCUGUAUUUAUUUUUAUUUGUUCUUCAAUUAUUGUUUCAAAGUGUUUCUAACUUCACAUUCUUCUCCCUCAUAACUGUUCCGUGUCAAGAACUGAAUUGGGGUUCACUGUUCAAAUGCUCUAACAGGAUGUUUGUUUUGUCGAGUUACUGUAAAUGCAUUGUCAAAAAAAAAAAAAAAGGAAAAAAAGAAAAGAAAGAGUGGAUUUGG
This is a messenger RNA of Momordica charantia (bitter melon), 2708 nucleotides long. NCBI's taxonomy places the organism in Eukaryota, Viridiplantae, Streptophyta, Magnoliopsida, Cucurbitales, Cucurbitaceae. The record is from RefSeq and is a predicted model, not a curated record.